AGAAAGUUAGCCUAAUGCGUUAGCCCAAGUGCAACUCAUCCACCACCUAAUCCCAACUCCAUAAUUCAACAAUUUGCUUUUUCUAUAUUUGAGAAGAAGGAGUUAUUAAAUUUAUCUUCUUCUUAUUGAUUCUAUGUUUUAAAUCCUUUUAACAAGGUAAUUCUCUGUCAAACCGCCGCAUUAGUUUUCCUACAUUUUUUAUUCAGUGAUAGAAUUCUGCGUCGAUUUCUAUAUUGUCUUAUUUACUUUGCGUUUUAUAUUUCUUAUUCUUUCAUUUUAACGCCAUAUCACUCUCGUUUUGAUUUUAUUUUUAUAUUUUGCGGUUUGUUCUAUUUCUAGCAAAAAUCUUUAGUUUUUUUAACCUUUUGUCGUUCGUUUUUGGUUAUUUUUCUACAUCUUACAUUAACUUUCUUCUUUCUUCUUUUUAUUUUUCAUUUUUAUUCCUAUUCUUCUUUCUUUAAGUGCCUUUUUAGCUAUCCUCUUUACGACUUAUUAUCAUUUUACCUUUCAUUCAGGGGUAUUUUCUUUUCUUUACUUUUCUUUUGUUGUUUUUGUUUUUGUUUUUUUGAAAAUGUCUGAAGUGCAACAUCAACUAUCAAGUGGAGGGCUAAGUAAAAUCCAAAGUAGUCCUUUGUCUGUCGAUACAAGUCUGGAUGGAGAGAGCUUGGACGGUUCUCGUCGUAGUGGUUAUCACGGACUUUCUCCGUUGGAUGCCCUAGCUCGAAAACACCGCGAUUUAACUCGUCAACUUAACUUUCAUAGUUAUGCGAAUUCUCCGAUUUCUAAAUCUGAAGACUCUCUUGUUUUACCCAAAGACAAAGCUCCUCGAACUUCUGUGUAUCGAACAAGCUCUCCUCUGACUCCUUCUGAAUCACAUUCCUCCACGACAAUGCAAGGUCCCAGUGUUUAUGAUGAGGAUCAUUAUUAUGUCGCUCAACAACUGAGCAGCGUUUUUGGCACUCCCGAUAAUGACGAAGAUGACGAUUUUGAAUACUCCGAAAAACUUUACGCCGAAUCCCGCUUGUCUUCAAACUCUGAAGAUAAUGAUACUGUCGCCAAUCACUUUGACGACGAUGAAUACUUUAAAUCUCUGCAUCCACCCAACGCUCCUUACCGUCAACAGCUUGAUUUCCUAAAACCGAAUGAUUUGACGUUGCCUGCUUCAUCUCCUCAACGUGAAUAUAAACCCAGCCCUUCCUCCACCGGUCGUCCUCCCGUACUCAGGGCUUCUACCUCUCCUACUAUUCUUGGAAACUCAUCUCCAGCUGUGAGAUCCUUGGAAAGCACUCUGACCGUCUCGCAUUCAAGUGAAGCUUUAAACUCCCCGGAAACUGCUGCAGAAUUUUACAAUAUCAGCAACAUUUCCAAUUCCUCUAACGUAGGUGAUUUUUCUGCUAUCAUAAGAGACCAACAGAACGAAACAACUACCACUAAUCAAUCAUCAUCAUCCCUUGAUUCACCGCUGGGCAGUCAAAGCCGUCAGUCCGCAUUACAUGGAACACUUCACUUUACAAGAUCUGCACCCAAACAUCAAACGGUUUCUAUUUUCAGAACCCAAUCUCCGUUUUUGAAGAGAGCUGAUAAAGAAAGGGCUAACCUCAACAAAACAAUGGUCUCCAUUAAUAAAUCCAUCAACAUUUAUCAAAGUUUUGCCGAAAAUAAAUUACCCAGCGCUGACUUGAACAAUUCAUUCAGAUUACUUCCUCUUUCUAUUCGGUUAGAAUAUCCAAUCCUUCGACAUUUGGAGUUUUCAUUACAAGCUUUAACAAUGAGCGCCAUUCAAUAUAUAGAUGAAAACCACGUUGAUAUCCCCUAUACCGACCUGAAAACUGACCUUAGCCCAUUUCAAAAUAACUUAUUCGAAUAUGAAAACCUAUCUAAAGAAAACCACUUGCAUCAAGCAAUUCGGUAUCAUCUUUCUAAUGAUUUUAACAAAGGCUUCUUACACUCCAGCUUUGCUGCUAGGCGUGAUGAUCACACGGCUUCUUUUAUUUAUGGAUUAUACCUUCGACAUGGACUAGCCUGUUCUCCAAAGACACAUGUUUCUUUUCUUUUCCUUCUUAAAACGGCUACUUUCCUUCUACGUGAUCUGUCAGUUGCCUUGCAAGAAGCUACCGUCAAUUCUGAUAGUACAUACACGUCAGGAUUAGAAACAAAACGAUACACUACAUACCGAUUAUUACUCGCCCUAGUCUUGUACGAGUUAGCCGUUUGCUUUAUGCAUGGUUGGGGCAUCACAAGAGACCGGCCUUUAGGAAUACAUCUCAUCAAGCUCAGUGGAGCUUGGGGAGAUGUUGAUGCUCAGUUUGAGGCAGGGAUUCAAUUUUCAUUAGGAACAGUUGCGGAUAAAGAUUCUCAAAUGGCUGCAAAUUACUUCUUGUUGGCUGAAUCACAGGGAUUGUCACCUCCACAAAAAUGCAAAUGGAUUUACAAAUCCAAGUACAGUCUUCCACUGAAUUACAAUGUCCCUGCAGCAAAAGAAGUGACCCUUGUUAUAAACAUAUUGGAAAAUAUUGAAGUUAAUACCGUGAAAUUGAACGGGAAGACAAAGGCGAAGUUUCGAAACUUCAUUUCGGCUGUUCGUUACCUUUAGAAAUGGACUCUUGCAUAGUUCAAAAGGUAAGACGAAUUGUCCUCAGUGUUUGUUUUGCUCUUUUAUUAUUUAUGUUCUUUGGUUCUCUCAGUUAUAAUAAGUAUCAGUAAAAGGAUGCAUUAACAAUUGUACAAUAUACCGAAUAAGAAAUAAUCAUCCAUAAAGCAACUACAGCUAAUUAAAUA
Messenger RNA from Schizosaccharomyces octosporus yFS286, 2778 nucleotides. Its product is annotated as SEL1 repeat protein Nif1. The transcript has a single exon. The record is from RefSeq and is a predicted model, not a curated record. Gene Ontology annotation, molecular function: protein binding. The coding region runs from base 572 to 2593 and encodes 673 amino acids. Lineage: Eukaryota; Fungi; Ascomycota; Schizosaccharomycetes; Schizosaccharomycetales; Schizosaccharomycetaceae.